Molecule: messenger RNA, 1776 nt
Organism: Auxenochlorella protothecoides
Lineage: Eukaryota; Viridiplantae; Chlorophyta; Trebouxiophyceae; Chlorellales; Chlorellaceae
Exons: 7
Coding region: 1-1776 (591 amino acids)
Source: RefSeq, a predicted model, not a curated record
AUGAACACCAUGAAGAUGCUGGAAGAGGCAAGGGUGUUCGCAGCGGCAGUGGACGGGAACAUUGCGGGGGAGCCAGCAUCCAGCCCCGAAGCCUCAGAUUCUGCGGGCCCCUCGCUGGGCAUGGCGUCAAUGUCGUACUCCUCUGUUCCAAGCAAGUUCCUGGCCACGACCAAGUUCCCGGCCUACCCCGCGGCCCGCCUGGGGGACCCGGGCGUGCCCUCGGGCCUCCUGUCCCCCCUGUACCCGUACCAGCGCGCGACGAGCACCGGCUGCCCCCAGCAGUACAGCGUGACCCUGCGCGGGGCCAGGGGCACCGGCGCCGUGGACGACAGCCCCGCCAUCGCCAGGACGGCGGCCGCGUCGGCGCAGGUGUACUUCCCGCUGCGCAGCGGCGCCACCAGCAGCGUGUACCUGAUCAGCAGCUCCAUCACCGUCGCCCGCCCCAUCAUCGUCCCCUGCGGCGUUAGGCUGCAGGUUGCCGCGGGGAAGACCCUCACCAUCACCGCGCAGCCGCGCGUGACCUGCAUGAACCAGGCCAUAUUCUCCGGCUCCGGCGCCGUGAAGCUGAGCGGGGCGGUGCGCGACAUUCACCCCAGCUGGUUUGGCACGCCCGCCACCGACGCCACGGCCGCCGUGCAGCGGGCGGCAGACGCCUGCGCCUCCGGCGCCUGCACCGUCUGGCUGUCGCGCGCCACGGGCCUCACCCGCACCAUCACCCUGCGUGGCAACGCGGGCGUGCAUGCCAGCGCCGGGGCAACUGUAUUCCCUGUGGGGGGCUCCUCCGCCAACGUCAAGCCCUUCUCGGCCUUCACGAUGGCGCCGGGGACAUACCCCAACCCGAUCAGCCUGUCCAGCAUCACCUCCUUCAAGUAUGCCGUCACAGUCAACGGUGGAGUCAAGUCGGCCAGGGUCCGGAUCGGGAGUGCCACCUAUGGCACCUCGGCGCUGCUCCUCAACCCAGGCUCUGGCUCCUCCAUCUCCGGACUCUCCCUCUUCCUCACUGCCUGUGCAUACUACACCAACUGCUUGGAGAUUGUGGGCUCGGCGUCGGGGGCCAGCCUGGUAAACUCGGUGCUCAGGAUCAACUUUGCAACCACCAUCUACAACGCGGCCGUGCUGUUCACAGGGUCCCGGCCGCCCAGCUUCACGCGGAGCGGCGUCGUCUUCCAGGCUGUCGACCCGACGCCCAUCAGUCCCCCCUUCUCGACCCUCAAGAACGCUGCAACGUCCCCGGCCAGCGGCUUCACCCUGGGCGUGGACACGUGGCUGGGAGGGUUUCCCAUGGGCUCCAGCACCCUCGGGGCGCUGUCCACAGGGCAGCUGGUGAAGGGCAGCUUCUCAAACCUCCUGUCCAGCUUUGCGCUUGCCAAUGCCGACUCCAUGAAGAGCAACAACAUGUGGAGCAUGUCUGGCUCCUCCAACAUCGCAAGCGUGCCCUACCUGGGCAGCGCAGGCGCCAUUUACGGAAUGUCCAUGACCGCCUUCUCCGUCAUGUCCAAUGUCCCGGUGUUCUACACCAGUGUGCAAAUAUCUUCCUCCUGGAAAGCUGGAACCUCCCAAUCCUUCCUAAUCUACACCCCCCUGGCCAGAUGGGCUCCCACCUCCAGCUUUACAUUCGUGCCUUUCAGGCAGUACAACAUCUGGCUGGUGUGCACCAAGAUUGAGAACAGGAACUCCAUCACCAGGAAUCAGCUGAGGGUCACCCUCAAGAACGUGUCCAAAUCUACCAUCCCCUAUCCCAUGCUCAUGAGAUUUGGGCUGCAAGUGGGCUUCUGA